AUGCCAAGGGCAGCACUAGAACUUCCAAGUACAGCAGGGCACGAGUCAUCUGGGACAAAGCCAUUGCCGGGAACGGGAGUGAGUGCUUCGGAGGCUGGAGUUGGGAGUUCGUUGGGAUGGUUUUUGGAUGGAGUCGCGAGUGAUGCCCAGAGCCGGGGGCCCCGAGGUGGGAUUCCAGUGGCUGGCUCGCCAGUGUCGGUUGCGGCCCUGCAUCCGCCGGUGGAGGCGGAACACCACGUGGGAGGCAGUGGUCUUGUCGUGGAUGCGCCUAGAGUGGGCCUGGUGAUGGUGGAUGGGAUGUGGCGGGAAUAUCAGUUGGUUGGUGGACAUAUGGUUGUGCAGCCUCUACCAGGAAGGAACAGCACUGUGUUCUCGUCAGGGCCAGAUGCGUCUACUACAAUCUCUGGGAUGAGUGGAUCGCCUGUACCUUAUCCACCUCCGCCUCCUCCAAAUCCACCUGCGACUCCCAAGGCAGCUGGCGUAAACUGGUCCGCGAAUCUGACCCCAGGGGGGACCCCGGUGCCUCCUCCGCCUCCAGGUACCCCAUCUACAACGUCAACGACAGUGACAGGGGCGGUUUCUGGAUGUGAUGUGGAAGAGCCGUCGAAGUUGGUGACAAAGUUGCCGGCUUUGCCAUCGGCGAAAGGCGGUGACGCAGCGGUAGUGGCAGGUGAUUGGCUGGCACAGUUGGAGCCAAGUAUGAGUUCGCUGUCUCCGACAGCGGCUUUGUGGUGGACGGCUUUGAUGGAGCGAGUCAAGGACCUGUACACUUUGUGGUUGGAAAGUGCCCCAGUGACGAGGCUUACUAUUAGGCAGCAGGUGUUGUCGCGUCGACCUCCUCCUGAUCGGCAUCAUCGUGUGGAGCAAAGAGCGGCGAUGCUGCUCUUGGAUGCGCUGCCUGAGGAGCUACGUCAUGAAGCGGUGAGUGCCAGGGCAGUUACUGCAGAAGCGAUGGUGUUCAUGGUUCACUGUGGCUACCAGCCCGGGGGCACAGGGGAGAAGGCCCACUUGCUUCAGUUUCUUACGGGGCCAGAGACCGGGAAUGGCUUGGACAACACCCUUAACUUGGCUCGGAAGUGGAUCCGGUUAGCGACGGCGGUGGACAUUGAGGACUAUGCCUAUCUGAUCCUUGGGGAGCUGGAAGCCGCGCAGCUUGCGCAGCCUCUUCACUCUCAGCCCCCGAAGGUUGCCCGCCUAGACGAUCAUGGAGCAGCGGCUGCAGAGGUUCCCGACAAGGGCAAGGGCAAAGGAAAAGGGAAGAAGCCAUGCUGGGGCUGGCAAGACGGAUCAGGUUGCCGCUACGGGUCAAACUGUAUGUUUCUACAUGCUCCUCUUGGACCCGGGCGAUGCUGGGAAUGCGGUGCAGAUUCCCACCUGAAGCCGCAGUGCCCGCUGUUGGUCAGCGGCCAAGGGGGGAAGGCUUCGGGUGGUGGUGCAGGUGGCAAAGGCGGCGGUGGAGCUGCCCAAGCAGGGAGUGGUUCAGGUGGCUCUGGUGGUGCGGCGCAAAAUUCGUCUUCGGCGGCUACUUCGGGGACCACCAACAAUGCAGAGGAGAAGCCACCGAGGAAGCCGAGGCGGAAAGGUGGAGGAAAAGAUCGCGGGCAAAAGGACGCGGUUCGGAAGACGGAGGAGGAGCCCUCUCUUGAGCCACCCGGUGUUUCUACCUCCCAGGCGACGGGCGAGGACACAGCGGCGAGGACUGAGUUCUUCGAGGAGGCUACCAAAGCGUUGAAGUCGUUGCGGUUAGCCAAACUGACGGUGAGAUCCUUGCAGAGUUCGUCGGGGAGUGGUGGUCGGGCCCUCAUUGAUUCCGGAGCUACUACCUCAAUGCGCACGGCAGAGUCUGGGGAAACUAAUGGUCUUCCCUUGAGGACAGUGCUGCUGGCAGAAGGGGAAACCACGUUCUAUCAGCUGCCUGGGGGAACCCUUCUUACUACCAAAGAGACCGCACCGAUCGUAGCGAUGAACGACCUUAUGGAAAUCGGGUGCCGUGUGUCAUGGUGCAGUGCAGAGGGGUGUGUUGUGGUGCAUCCUGUCAAGGGCAAUUUGGGUGUUCGCAUUGUUCACGGUUGUCCGGAGGUGGACGAAGCUGUCGGCCUGGACCUGAUCACCGAGGCUGCGGUUAAGGACCUCUACAAUGGCGUGGGUUUGUCUUGGGCGUGGCUGCAUCAAGCGUUUCCAGAGGCCCCGUCGUGGUUGGUGUCAGCCAUUCCGGUUGUGGCGAAUACGGAUGGGAACCACGUGCCUUGGAAUCGCCAUGAGAGGAAGAAGUGGAAGAAGGCUUCGGCGAUUGGCGUGCACCUCUUCUGUGGAAAGGACCGGGCCACUUGGAAGUCACGAGCCGAGGUGGCCCAUGUGGUGACAGUGGACCAGGCGGAGGAUGUGAUGGCCGACGCCACGUAUUCGGCAUUGCUCGACCUGGCCCUUUCGGGAAAGGUGAAGGACCUCGCCCCCUUCGAGAUCGUGAUGGAGAUGGACGGUGGGGACGUGAAGGUCUGCGCGAUUGGGAGAUGUGGCGGGUGCGCCAGGGAGCUAAGGAAAGUUCGUGGCCCUUCGUCGGUGCCAGAAGAUGAGCGUGAUCAUGAUGGAGACGGUUUCCGAUCUGCAACCUGGGCGGCAUGGGCACCCGGACUUAAGCAGGUGAUCAAGCGUGCGGUCGAGGAAAGCUUGGCCGGGUCUACGCUGGAAAAGAUCAUGAAGUUGGACCAGACGUUCCUUGAUCACUUGAAGAGAGACCACACCCCUUUUCGAAGGGACUGCAAGGCCUGCUUGGCUGGAUCCUUUCGAGGACAUGCCCACCGGAGGAUUGUGGCUCCAGAGGCUUGGUGCUUGAGUCUAGAUGUGAUUGGACCAACGCGUCCCGGCGUUGAUGAGUAUGUCAAGAAGAUUCGUUAUGCCUUGAUCGGCACUUUGGUGGUGCCGGACAUGUUGGGGAAGCUUCUACAACCGCAUGAACCCGAAGGGGAAGACGAUGGUGGUGGAGUAGGACUACUUGAUGUAGAUGAUCCUGUUUGUGAGGGAGAUGGUGAGGAUGAAGUUGAGCCCCCGCACGCGGCGGAGGAGGAAAGGAACAAGCGAGAGCUUGAGAAGUGGAAGGCGCGGGUGGAAAAGGACAAGCUGGACGCGGUGUCGUGCGUCGAGGUUCCCUUUGUGGUGACAAUGGGCUCAAAAUCUUCGGCUGAAGUCUUAGCGGCUACGAAGGACAUACUGAUGCAGGUGAAGAAGUUGGGGCUCGCGGUACAAAGGAUUCACUCCGAUCGUGGCCGGGAGUUCAUCUGCAAAGGGUUUCGAGCCCUAUGUCGCGACCGUGGCAUUGUUCGCACAACUACUACCGGGGACGACUACAAGGCCAAUGGACGCGUGGAAGCCUUGGUGGGUAGGGCCAAGAAUGCCGUCCGGACCUACUUGUCAUCUUCGGGGAUGGGUCUCGAAAUGUGGGGCUUUGCUAUGCGGCACUAUGUGUCCAGGAUCCAGUAUGACGUGGUUACCCAACUUGGAGGCCGUCUUCCUAGACUCCCUCCUUUCGGGACCAAGGUGUUCGUGAAACAGCGGUCGUGGAAGCUGAAGAAGGAGUUCCUGGAGAAGGUUGUUGCGGCUACAGUGCUUUGUCCUUCUAUGGAUGUUGCCAGAGGCUUCUUGGUUAAGACCGAGGAGGGCAGCUACCUCACCACUAUGGUGGCUGUAGAAAAUGUAAAGGAGGUCUCGGGCAACUUUGAAGUACCAGGCCCAGCAGUGCAUGCCGAUGAGCCUGGAGUGAGAAGAAGGAUGCGUGGCAAGACCGCUAUUGCGAUGGCGGAGCAAGAGCGCUUGGAAAAGUUGGCCGUGGAGGGUGAUGACGAGCACCUUCUACAGGAUGAGGAGUUGGCGGGUGUGUUUUUGGAUGCCGGCGACUACUCGAUGGAGGCUGUGGAGAGUCUCCUGGAAGGCUUGUGGCUAGGGGAACAAGUGAUUCCCAACCGCCGCAGCAAG
Messenger RNA from Symbiodinium sp. CCMP2456, 3969 nucleotides. NCBI's taxonomy places the organism in Eukaryota, Dinophyceae, Suessiales, Symbiodiniaceae. The record is from the annotation of a GenBank genome assembly.